This is a messenger RNA of Lynx canadensis (Canada lynx), 5060 nucleotides long. It is a transcript of the gene TECPR1, whose product is annotated as tectonin beta-propeller repeat containing 1. Lineage: Eukaryota; Metazoa; Chordata; Mammalia; Carnivora; Felidae. Bases 183 to 3722 code for a protein of 1179 amino acids. The transcript is spliced from 25 exons. The record is from RefSeq and is a predicted model, not a curated record. Gene Ontology annotation, cellular component: membrane.
CGGCAGCCGGGGGAGGGCCGGCCCGCUAGCCCGGCAGCGGAGGAGCGAUCGCCGCCACCCCGCCCGCCGGGCGCCAGCCCAGAAGAAGAAGAAGAAGAAGGGCCCUAGACUGGAAGCCAGGACUGGCUGCCCACACUGACCUUGGCCUCCUGCCACCAGUUCUCCCUCGGUUAUCCGCUGCCAUGCCCAACUCGGCGCUGUGGGCGGUGGAUCUCUUCGGGAAGGUGCACACACUCUCCACGGCUGGGCAGUACUGGGAGCCCUGCAAGGACAGCCAGCUGGAGUUCAAGCGCGUCAGCGCGGCCACGCAGUGCUGCUGGGGCAUCGCCUGUGACAACCAGGUCUACGUGUACGUGUGCGCCAGCGACGUCCCCAUCCGCCGCCGGGAGGAGGCCUAUGAGAACCAGCGCUGGAACCCCGUGGGCGGCUUCUGUGAGAAGCUCCUGCCCAGCGACCGCUGGCAGUGGAGUGACGUGAGUGGGCUCCAGCACCGGCCGCUGGACGGGGUGGCGCUGCCCUCGCCGCACUGGGUGUGGGAGUCGGACUGGUACGUGGACGAGAACUUUGGAGGGGAACCCACCGAGAAAGGGGGGUGGACGUACGCCAUCGACUUCCCCGCCACCUACACGAGAGACAAGAAGUGGAAUUCUUGUGUGCGGCGGCGCAGGUGGAUCCGGUACAGGAGAUACGAGUCCCGGGACGCCUGGGCCAAGAUCCCUUCGAAGGAUGACCCCGAGCAACUGCCCGACCCCUUCAAUGACCUCUCUGUGGGGGGGUGGGAAAUCACAGACGAGCCUGUGGGCCGCCUGUCCGUAUGGGCCGUGUCUCUGCAGGGAAAGGUGUGGUACAGAGAGGAUGUCAGCCACCCCAACCCUGAAGGCUCAUCGUGGUCCCUCAUGGACACCCCAGGGGAGGCGGUACAGAUCAGCUGUGGGCCCCACGACCUCCUGUGGGUCACGCUCUGGGAGGGGCAGGCCUUGGUCCGGGAAGGAAUCAACAGGAACAAUCCCAAAGGAAGUUCCUGGUCCAUAGUGGAGCCUCCCACAUCUGAAAAUGGGAUCAUGCACGUCUCCGUGGGAGUCAGCGUGGUCUGGGCCAUCACCAAGGACCGGAAAGUGUGGUUCCGAAGAGGCAUCAACUCGCACAACCCCUGUGGCACCAGCUGGAUCGAGAUGGUCGGAGAAAUGACGAUGGUGAACGUGGGGCUGAAUGACCAGGUGUGGGGCAUUGGCUGUGAGGACCGGGCCAUAUACUUCCGUCAGGGUGUCACCCAGAGCGAGCUCAGUGGGAAAACAUGGAAGGCCAUCGUCGCCAGCCGAGAGUGUGACCGGUCACGCUCUGGUAGCUCAUCGAGUCUCCUCAGUGCCGGCUGCUUCUUCGGCGACGAGGUGAGGGGCAGUGGUGAGUCCUGUGCACCGAGCGACACGGACGCCUCCUCAGAAGCCGAGAGACCAGGUCCAGACCGGCCUGGCCCUGCAGAGUCUGGAGACAGUCCCGGGAAGCCCAGGGACAGCUUGGCCCCGGGCUCAGGCACCGGCAGGACCACAGAGCCCGGCGAGGAGGAGGUCGCUGGCCCUGCCAUUCAGACCCCGGGGCUGGAGCCUUGCCCUGGCCCGGCCUCCACCCUGGCCGAACUGCCCUGGACCAAUAUUGACCUGAAGGAGCCCAGGAGAGCACCCGGCCGCUCAGCUGCUGGCUUUCCAGAGACCACUGGCCUCUCCUCGCUGGGGCUCCUCCCGCUGGGCUUGGAGGAGCCCUACGGGGCCGACGACCACCCCCUCUGGGCCUGGGUGUCAGGAGGAGACUGCGCCGUGGAGGCCCACACCGUGCUCAAGUGGUUCACCGUCCAGUCGGGCCUGUCCCCCUCGAUGCAGACGCUGUCCCUGUCCAUCACGCCGGCCCAGACCGCCGCCUGGCGGAAGCAGAUCUUCCAGCAGCUCACGGAGAGGACCAAGCGGGAGCUGGAGAACUUCCGGCACUACGAGCAGGCGGUGGAGCAGUCGGUGUGGGUGAAGACGGGGGCCCUGCAGUGGUGGUGUGACUGGAAGCCUCACAAGUGGGUGGACGUCCGCGUGGCCCUGGAGCAGUUCACGGGGCUCGACGGGGCUCGGGACAGCAUCCUUUUCAUCUACUAUGUGGUCCACGAGGAGAAGAAGUACAUCCAUGUGUUCCUCAAUGAGGUGACCGUGCUGGUCCCCGUGCUCAACGAGACCAAGCACUCCUUCGCCCUUUACACCCCCGAGAGGACCCGGCAGAGGUGGCCUGUGCGUCUGGCCGCCGCCACCGAGCAGGACAUGAACGACUGGCUUGCCCUGCUUAACCUGUCCUGCUGUGAGAGCCGGAGGGUCCACGGCCGCCCCUCCCCACAGGCCAUCUGGUCCAUCACCUGCAAGGGGGACAUCUUCGUGAGCGAGCCCAGCCCGAACCUGGAGGCCCCCGAGCACGUGCUGCCCUGCGACCAGAUGUUCUGGCGUCAGAUGGGAGGUCACCUACGGGUGGUGGAAGCCAACGGCCAGGGUGUGGUGUGGGGCAUCGGCUACGACCACACGGCCUGGGUCUACACGGGCGGCGGCAGCUGCUUCCAAGGCCUGGCCAGCAGCACCAGCAACAUCUACACACAGUCAGACGUGAAAUGCGUCUACAUCUACGAGAACCAGCGCUGGAACCCCGUCACCGGCUACUCCAGCAGGGGUCUGCCCACCGACCGGUACAUGUGGAGCGACGCCUCGGGGCUGCAGGAACGCACCAAGGCCAGCACGAAGCCCCCGUCCCUGCAGUGGACCUGGGUUUCUGACUGGGCUGUGGACUUCAGCAUUCCUGGGGGCACCGACCAGGAGGGCUGGCAGUAUGCCAGUGACUUCCCUGCUUCGUACCACGGGUACAAAACCAUGAAGGAUUUUGUGAGGAGAAGGUGCUGGGCUAGAAAGUGCAAGCUGGUGACCAGUGGGCCUUGGCUGGAGGUGGGCCCUCUUGCCCUUGCGGAUGUGUCCAUCAUCCCGGAGAGCCCAGGUGCCAACAGAAGUGGGCACAGCAUCGCCCUCUGGGCCAUCAGUGACAAGGGGGAUGUGCUGUGUCGUCUGGGUGUGUCUGAGCUCAACCCCGCGGGCUCCUCCUGGCUGCACGUGGGCACUGACCAGCCUUUCACUUCUGUCUCCAUCGGGGCCUGCCACCAGGUGUGGGCCGUGGCCAGGGAUGGCUCCGCCUUCUACCGGGGCUCCGUGUCCCCUGCCCAGCCGGCCGGUGACUGCUGGUACCACAUCCCGUCCCCCCCCAAGCAGAGACUGAAGCAGGUGUCCGUGGGGCAGACGUCAGUGUAUGCCUUGGAUGAAAACGGAAACCUGUGGUAUCGCCAAGGGGUGACGCCCAGCUACCCGCAGGGCUCCAGCUGGGAGCAUGUGUCCAACAACGUGCGCCAAGUGUCCGUGGGGCCCCUGGACCAGGUCUGGGUUAUCGCCAACAAGGUCCAAGGGAGCCAUAGCCUGAGCCGGGGGACCGUAUGUCAUCGCACAGGGGUGCAGCCUCGAGAGCCCAAGGGGCAAGGCUGGGACUACGGCAUUGGGGGGGGCUGGGAUCACAUCUCCGUCCGGGCAAAUGCCACCAGAGCCCUCAGGGGCAGGUCCCAGGAGAGAGCUGCUGAAUGCAGUGGGGAGCGGGGCCUCCCCGGCGCACCCUCGGGGGUGGCCGGCGUCCCGCAGGAGGCCCCCGGCCUGGUCCGCUGCUGAGGUUGUCUCCUCUCACCUGGAAGGAGGCUUCAUGCAGGUGUGAAGGAUCAAGGAUGAUAAGUGAGCCUUCGCGUCUGAGCCGUUCUUGAACGUGGAUCCUUGAGGGAAGCUGGCCCGAGGUCACAGCCACCUCAGAGGCGCUGGCUGAACCAGCCCAGAAAUGUGAAGCUUUAUGGACGCUCCCUCGGUGUCCCUGUCUGCGAGGAGGGCCAUGGAGUGGGGUGGGGGCCCCUUCAUCCCUGCCUCUCCAGCCUGUCCCUCUCCCCCUCUGCCUCCUGUCUUUCCAGAAAGGGAACCUAGAGCCUGCAGCCUUCCAGGGAAGCUGAACCCAUGAGGCCCUGGGUGUCCCCAGACAGCACAGGGGCACUGCCCCUCGCCCCAAGAAAAUGGCUUAUGGGUCUUGUGGCUACUUUGCCCCAUUCUGUCAUCUUUUCUCAAAGCCGGACUCACGGUUUAAGUUCAAAGGUUCAGCAAGAGUUGACAGCUUGCGAGUGAAGGCUGGGGAGGGGCAUCUUUUUCCCGGGUGGGCACAGGCGCCUUGGCGUGCACGGGGGAAGCUGUCCACGUGCAGAGAACUGUGGGCAUCUGCCCUCAGCCAGCCUUUCCCCCGCUGGCUUUGGGGGCGGCCCCCUUUGUGUCUGAUCACACUGUGUAGGGGCCGCAGGGACAUGGGGUGUGCAGCCCCGAACCCGACACCCCAGGGCAAGAGUCUUCCCAGCCAGGCCAGUAGGAAAGCUCUUUGAAUGAAAACCACCUUUUCUGCUGCUUUUUAUUCAAUUAUGACCCCACUGGCGAAGCCUCAAGUUUGCCUCCUGCAACCGGACACUUUGCCUGGAGGCCGUUAGAAGCCCAAGCCCACCUCUGCUGGUUUGGGAACAGAACCGACGCCAGCCUUCCCUGGGAUUCCAUCAGGAGGGGCCAGCUGUGCAUCCGAUCCCAUUUGGCCACGCAGGGCGUUGUCACCCAAAGGCUGACUUGGAGGAGGUCUCGGCUGAGGUCCCCUCCCCCGCGGGGGCCCUGGAGGGAGCUGAUGGUCUCUGCGCAGCGGUGAAUUCUGCAUGUGGGACCAGGAGGUGUGAGCGUGGGCUGGGGGACGUGGUCCUGUCUGUUUACACGUCACCAUCUGGUUGUCUGCGGAUGGGCCUGGUGGAUUUCUUCUACGGCAGCAAGCAGCGAUCUGCCGACCUGCCCUCCGCUGUCUGCAGCCGCUUUCACCUUGCCCUUGCCCCAGGGCGACCGCGUCCUGCUGAGUGCCCACUGUCUACCUGCUCGCCCCACUGAACCAUCCUGAUUCCUUGGAUGCUCUUUAUUCAGUAAAAACUCACACCAGAGUGUAAA